Messenger RNA from Cladophialophora immunda, 1266 nucleotides. RefSeq lists its product as hypothetical. Lineage: Eukaryota; Fungi; Ascomycota; Eurotiomycetes; Chaetothyriales; Herpotrichiellaceae. The transcript has 5 exons. Bases 19 to 1038 code for a protein of 339 amino acids. The record is from RefSeq and is a predicted model, not a curated record.
ACCACGCACACGGCGACGAUGGCCAGAAUUCUCCUGACCGGAGCAACUGGAUAUAUUGGAGGCGAAACUCUCCACCAGUUGGCGACUUCAGGCGCGAAAUAUGCGAUAACGUGCCUCGUGCGACCCCAGAAAGCUUCGUUGAUUGCGAGGGCGUAUCCGAGCGUGCGGAUUGCCGAAGGAGACCUCGACGAUGUUGAAAUCGUCGAGAAAGAGGCCAGCGAGGCAGACAUUGUCAUUCAUCUGGCAAGUACAAAGCAUGUCCCGAGUUGCAACGCGAUUAUAAGAGGGUUAUCCACUACCGGCCGAUCGGCACCAGGCUACUGGAUACAAAUGAGUGGUGCCUCUCUGUUCUCGGCUGAAGAGAUCAAGAGCGAUACGUACGGCGAGGCUGCUGGCAAGUUCUACGACAACCUGAAAGAUGCCGACGAGAUCAGAUCAAUCAUCUCCUCCAGUCCGAGCCGUGUCGUGGAUAAUCUCGUUCUUGCACAGCAGCCGUCCUCGAUCAAGACAGCUCUAGUCGUCGGUCCACUCAUAUAUGGACGCGGUCGGGGGCCGGGAAACACCCGAUCCAUCCAAGGCCCCGAAAGUGCGAAGUACACUCUACAACAAGGGCAGGGCUUCAGACUCAGUGCUGGAAAGAGCGUUUGGAGUAAUGUCCAUGUGCGCGACGUUGGAUCGCUGAUUUGUUUGCUGGUGAGCGCUGCCACCGCCAAAAAGGAGGGGAUUUGGAAUCAGGAUGGAAUUUACCUUCCAGAGAAUGGCCAUAUGGCGUUCGGCGACCUUACAGCCCUAAUCGCCAAAGAAGCACACCGACAGGGCUUCAUCCAGAGUCCGACAGUAGAGAAGGUUAUCAACCCCGCUGAUGGUGACGAAAUAACACCUCAUGCGGCAAUAUUACUUGGUACCAACGCAAAGCUGGUGGAAUCUCGUGCAAGAAGGGAUCUUGGAUGGCAACCCUCCGGAUUCAGCCUUGAAGAUGAGGUAGCUGACAUGGUAACACGGGAAGCAAAGGACUUGGGCCUUGAAGCCCACAUGUAAGGAUGUACGGUACGUUAUAUGAGAGCACUGGGCUAAGAGCGACUAGUGGCGAGUAAAGGCUAUGAUGGUAUAUUAUCGAAUCUCAAUGGAACCUGAAUAUUCUCUUCUCCCCCCUCUUGUAGUCCGGCGGCAACACCGCGCUCUCUCCGAGUCUCUGCCCAGCAUAUCGGCGCCCCUGAUGAGCGCACAUCCCGCGAGGUAUCCCCCGCCUGUCUUGUCAUCGUACCC